AUGAACAUAUUUCUUAACAAAUGUUCCUGCUUACAAACAACAAGUUUUAUCCAACUGUGUGGUGGUGAUCAUUAUAUGAGCUUGCAGCAGCGAAAUUAUUCUAUCAGGAGAAAAAAUUAUAAAUUUCCGGAGCUAAAGCCGGAAGAGCUGGAGGAGUCAUUUGUCAGAGGAAGUGGACCUGGAGGGCAAUCAGUCAACAAGACGUCCAACUGUGUAGUGCUGAAACAUAUACCAUCAGGAAUAGUUGUCAAGUGCCAUGAGACAAGGUCACUUGAAGACAACAGGAAGCUAGCCCGGCAAAAGCUGGAAGAGAAGCUGGAUCAGAUGUGGAAUGGUGAUGAGUCUUUCGUCAGCCAAGUCUCAGCAGACGGCGCUAAGCACAAACAGGAAAAGAAACGUCGUGCUAAAAAACGUCUUGAACUUAAGCAAGCUUUCAAAGAGAGAGAGGGCUUGGAUUAA
Molecule: messenger RNA, 459 nt
Organism: Candidula unifasciata
Lineage: Eukaryota; Metazoa; Mollusca; Gastropoda; Stylommatophora; Geomitridae
Source: the annotation of a GenBank genome assembly